Choloepus didactylus (southern two-toed sloth) is the source of this 2564-nucleotide messenger RNA. It is a transcript of the gene LRTM1, whose product is annotated as leucine rich repeats and transmembrane domains 1. Gene Ontology annotation, cellular component: extracellular matrix. The coding region runs from base 303 to 1331 and encodes 342 amino acids. The record is from RefSeq and is a predicted model, not a curated record. The transcript is spliced from 3 exons. Lineage: Eukaryota; Metazoa; Chordata; Mammalia; Pilosa; Megalonychidae. Gene Ontology annotation, molecular function: protein binding.
UGAAUGGGAAAGGCAGGGACAAUCUUGGGGAGGCCGACUCUUUAAGGAGGAACAGGAGACACAAUCAAAUGAUCCUCUAUGGAAAACUCUCCCAGCCAGAUGGAGACACUGGGAGAACAGCUUAAAUAAAUGGGCUCCUGAAAGCCACAGCUCUUUUCUGCUUUGAAGAAAAGCACAAACGGGGCUCAUAGAAAGUGAACGCAAAGCUGGACUCUUGAGUUUACCAUGUCCUCCAUUUACUGAUCUUCAAAUUAUUGAAGGUGGGCUACGAAUUCAGCAAGGAACCCUUUGAAGACUCAGUCAUGAAAGGUGAACUGCUCCUGCUUUCAAAUGUGAUGUUCCUGCUGGGUGUGGCAUGCGGCUGCCCGGAGAAGUGUCACUGUCACUCAUCUUCAAAGUCUGUUGACUGUGGCCGACAGGGUCUGGUUGAAAUCCCCCCCGAUUUGCCUCCUCAGACGCUAACGCUGCACUUAGAAAAUAAUCAGAUUCACCAGCUUCCUGCUUUUGCAUUUAGGUCUGUGCCACAGCUCAUGACCUUAAACUUAUCUAAUAAUUCCCUUUCAACUCUGGCCCUUGGAGCUUUCGAUGGUCUUCAGCACUUGCAGGUUUUAAACCUAACUCAGAACUCCCUGCAUUCCCUGGAAAACAGACUUUUCCAUUCCCUCCCACAGCUAAGGGAGCUUGAUUUGUCAUCGAACAAUAUAAGCCAUCUGCCCGCAUCCCUGGGUAAGCCUUGGGAGAACCUAACUGUCUUUGCAGUCCAACAAAACCAGCUUCAGCAGCUAGAUCGAACUCUCCUAGAAUCCAUGUCCAAUGUGAGGCUUUUAUUUCUCAAGGACAACCUCUGGAAAUGCAAUUGCCACUUGCUCGGUCUUAAACUCUGGCUGGAGAAAUUUAUAUAUAAAGGGGGAAUGACGGAUGGCGUCAUCUGUGCGUCACCAGACACCUGGAGGGGAAAGGACCUCCUUAAAAUCCCCCACGAGCUGUACCAGCCCUGCCUUUCAGAUCAGGUGCCCUCGCAGGCUCUGCAGCCGGGCUCUGCCCGUAGGGCAGCCGUGAGCCUGCCCGAGACUCACAGCGUGGGAGAGCGGGACCACUCAGAGUGUGAGCUCCAGCCCAAGCCAAAGCCAGCCAACCUGCGCCAUGCUGUCGCCACCGUCAUCAUCACUGGGGUUGUGUGUGGGAUCGUGUGUCUCAUGAUGUUGGUGGCUGCCAUCUACGGCUGUGCCUACGCAGCCAUUACAGCCCAAUACUGUGGUGAACACUUGGCUCAAACCAGUGAGUCUGGGAGGAUGGAAGGAAAAGAGCUGUUUGACAGCUCACCAGCAUGAGAACUUUCAUCUCAAAUAGGAGUGAUCAUGUUAGGCCAGAGGGAAAAGUCUGAGUAAGACUGAUUUGUUUACUCUUACAGCCUUAGUUUGCUUUUUCCAAAAGAGAGGGAGAAAAGGAGAGAGGGAGAGAGAGGGAGAAAAUGAAUGAUAAUGUGUCUGUAAAAAAUAUUUCUGGGAAGAAAUGUAUAUUGAGAUUUUUAAAAUACCAUAGAUGAAAUACAGAUGAUAUGCAUGCUCUGAGCCCAUGAAGUUAUUGCAAUUAUUCCAUGUGGGGGAAGGCCAGACCCAGAGAAAGGGAAGAUACCAUCUCUUUCAGGUACUCUUCCCUGGAUUAAGUUGCUUUUACAGAGCAACAGAAAUGCAAAUACAUGUGCCGGUCACCCUUCUUGGGAGCUUUAUGGUCCAUGGGAAAUCUGCCCGAUUUUGAGUGCCUGGGAAGAGGCUGGCGAUCUUACCCAAGGGGCACAGAAUGCCUCUAUAAUUCAAGUCAUGCUAGAUUGGUGAUACUUUUAGAUGUUGUGUACAUUAUAUACUUAAUGGGAGCGUCUGGUGGUUGGGAAUUCUGUAGCUUGCCACAAGAGUCAGAUUAUAUUUAAUUUUCUAAAUCAGAAAACCAUUUGGGGUUUUCUAGGCCACAGAGGAAAAGGAGGGUUCCGUGUUUGGAUAAUGGGAUUCAGGCCCAGAAUCUGGGGAAGUUUUCUGAUGUAAGGGUAAAUAGCAUAUAAACAAACACAAAGAGGACGGGGAGCCAGAAUUGGGGGCAGAUAUUACGGAAAGGCCGUAUCCACCGAGCAAUUGGAACCUUCCAUUUAUAACUCUCACAGCAGGAAUGAAUUUAGGGUGGGCUGCGAGUGAGAUAAUGGCUUUUGUGUAUCCAUAUCUACAUACAUAGCACAGAGAGUGCAUCGACUUGUUCAGCCACACCCACACAUAAACAUACUUGGAGCAAUCAGUUUACCCACUAAUGAAAUGCAGCCCUGUCAGGGUGGAAGCCAGCAAGCUGCUGUCCACCACCCAGAUUUUCUGCUCAACACUCUGGGAUAGGAAGGAAGGAAGAAGUCUGAAGAGAGCGGGAAUUACCAAGAGACUCUAGAUUCGUGGGGGCAGCUGUCCUGGACAUUAUUUAGGCCGCGGUUUAAGAAAACCAGGUGUGGCUUGCUUUACUCCAUAGACAUGGUCCUGACGAGGUGCAUGCAAAGUAAAUUUUUGUAAAUUGAAUCAUCAUUUUAAUGC